AUGAGUACGCAAAUCAUCGAACCCGUGGAUCAACAGUUGUUAAAAAAGUCGAUUAUGCGCUUCAGUGCAUCAUUGGUGACGAUGUCAGGUGUUACUUUUUUCUUUAGUUUUGUCCUUUUGUUGUUAGUGUCGCUCUCUUUAUGGACUGCCUUUCAGAAAGCGUUUCUGUUUACUUGUGUUUUUGCUUUCCAAAGUCUUCUCCUCUAUGUCAUUAAGACAGAAGACCAUGUCUCCAACAAACCGGAGAACUAUUGUAACACAUUUGCUGGUGUAUCGAAGACAAUCAUUUGUAUGUUAGUAUCCGUGUUUGUUGGGUACUUCUCUAUGAUUAUUCUUAAAGGCGCUGUUCCAAACUCCGAUGACGUCUAUGAGGUAGAUGAGUUGCACAUGGUUUUUGCUGUCUCUGGCAUAUUUUUCGGACUGACUAACACAUUUUCCUAUGUUUUCCUUGACUUACUCAGCUUCAAGUCGUUCACAGAGCAAGCCUCCGAAAAUGACAGGUUCAAUCUGAUUAUCAAAACGUUGAACCAGACGAGUAUCUUGUUCAUGAUGAAUCUCAUCGUGUUCGCCGUUGCGGUGGUCCUUGUCAAGCUGUAUGACAGCUUCUUGUAUGGGCUUGGCUUCGAUUUGACGAUCAGAUUCCUUUCGUUGGGACUCGCAGACAUCAUCCAGUAUGUUGUGUUAAUCUUCUUGUUCUCCCUUUGCAGCCGUUACGCAUAUCGGUACCUCUUUUACAGAUUGAGCCUCCAGUGA
This is a messenger RNA of Entamoeba invadens IP1, 753 nucleotides long. RefSeq lists its product as hypothetical. The record is from RefSeq and is a predicted model, not a curated record. Bases 1 to 753 code for a protein of 250 amino acids. The transcript is spliced from 3 exons. NCBI's taxonomy places the organism in Eukaryota, Evosea, Mastigamoebida, Endamoebidae.